AUUCGAAGUAAAAUCUCUAAGUGCUAAAGCUAAGCAUGGCACCUAAAAGGAGAAAGGGGUUCGGUAAUCAUGGACAUGGUAAACAUAAGAGGAAAAAAAUUAACUUGAUGACGAUUCGUCAAAAAAAUGAAAUACGACAGUUUGGUGAGCUUCACCCGAUAAACGACAGAGACAAUGUCAAGUCUUACACAAAGGUCAAGGAUGUUGAGGAAGUGCAUAGUAGUAAAGAUCUGGAGACAUCGGAUGAAAGUGAAGAAGAGACGCCUGUAAUCAAACAACUUUUGGCGGAGAUUGGUGUGAAGGAAGAUGAACCCGAGUCUGAGAAGGAAAGCAGUGAGUCAGACGACAGCGAGGCAGCAGAUUCUGAGGAUGAAAACGAUUCAGACUUGUUAGAUGAAACCAGCGUCUCUGAGAGUACAAGUCACAAGUUAAAAAACAGUAAUAAAAAACAUUUGGUGCUUGAUGUUGAAGAAAAUGAGGAAAGUAGUUCAGAAGAUGACAUUGACACAGAUGAGGAUGAAAACGAUUCAGACUUGUUAGAUGAAACCAGCGUCUCUGAGAGUACAAGUCACAAGUUAAAAAACAGUAAUAAAAAACAUUUGGUGCUUGAUGUUGAAGAAAAUGAUGAAAGUAGUUCAGAAGAUGACAUUGACACAGAACUAGAGAAAUCACAAUUAGUAACAGAAAAUAAGGCUGAUGAUGAUGAAGCCAUUGAUGAUGAAGAUGGUGGAGAUAUAGGUGAAGCUGAGGCUAAUAUUCAAGAAACUAAUAAUGAGGAUCAAAGUGUUACGCACAGAGAAGUUCCAUUGAAUGAAGAGUUGGAAGAUUUUGAUGGAGAAGAGACAGAAGAACACAUCCUAAAGGAAUCUGACCCAUUCACCCAGCACUUUGAACUUGAAAGAGAUAUCUCAGAUUUAGUUGAGAAUGCAGACGUGAAAUGGAAGAAGCAAGAAAUGAAGCUGCCCAUUUUAGGAAACAGUUUAAUGUUUUACAAAGAUGAAGAGUUCUUACCUGAGCCAGACACCCAGACAGACCUUAAGAAAUAUGUUAAACAUAAACUAGUCAGGGCUGUGGCAUCCACCAAUACAGAAUUAGCUAAUGUCCAGUUGAAACCUGGAGCCUCACUGAGCCCUCUCCAACAUCGACUGUUUUGUGCUAUGAACUGUUAUCAAGAUCUUCUGUACCCAAAACAAACCAUCAAGAAUACAGAGGAGAUUAGAGUUCUAUAUUGUCUUCACGCUCUGAACCACGUCUUAAAAACCAGGAGCCGUGUCAUAGCCCAUAAUGUGAAAGUGAAAAGUAAAAAAGUGGACCUCAGUGAUGACGUAGACUACAGAGAUCAAGGACUGACUAGACCCAAAGUGUUAAUGCUGUUGCCUUAUAGAGACAGGGCACUUAAAGUAGUCAAUAUGAUCAUACAUUUGUUGUCUGGGACACAACAGGCCAGUGUGAGUAACAGAAAACGAUUUGAAACAGAGUAUUCAGAAAUGGAAAAAACGUAUUUAUCCGAGAAGAAUUAUAAACCAGAGGACUUUAGAAAAAUUUUUGAAGGAAACAUUGAUGAUAACUUCCGACUGGGCCUGAGCAUCUCAAAAAAAAGUCUUCGACUCUACAGUCCGUUUUAUGAAUCAGACAUAAUAUUGGCUUCUCCGCUUGGUCUUCGGAUGAUUAUUGGAUUAGAAGGAGACAAGGAAAGAGACUUUGAUUUUUUGUCAUCUAUUGAAGUUUUAAUCAUAGACCAGGCUGAUAUAUUCCUCAUGCAAAAUUGGGACCACUUCACACAUGUGUUUAAACACCUUCAUCUUCAGCCGAGGGAGUCUCAUGGAGUCGACUUCUCACGUGUCAGGAUGUGGUCUGUUAACGGCUGGAGCAAGUUCUACCGCCAGACUUUGAUCUUCAGCUGUGCCUUACUCCCAGAGUUACUGAACAUCUUCAACAAACAUUGUCACAAUUACGCUGGUAAAAUUUUGGUCCAACGAGAUGACCAAGUAGGGACUAUUAGAUCAAGCGUCUCUGACUCACCACAGCUCUUUCAUCGUAUCCAGUGUGAUGCUCCUGAUGGUCUGUCCCAGAGAAAAGCAAAGUUUGAUUACUUGAAGAAGAAAAUUAUUCCAUACUACACAUCUGCUGGAAUGAAACAGGCUUUAAUAUACUGCAACUACUACAGUUUUGUCAUGUUGAGGAAUUACUUCAGAGAGUCUGAGAUGGACUUCCUGUUUAUGAAUGAGUAUGACUCCGAGAAGAGUGUCAGAAAUGCUCGCAUACACUUCAGGAAAAGACAUCCACAUUUUAUGCUUUACACGGAGAGAUUACAUUUUCAUUACAGGUUCAGACUGAAAGGUAUUCAUCACAUCAUUUGGUUUGACCUCCCACAGUAUCCAGACUUUUACCCAGAGUUAGUGAACUUGAUGGAGACCAACAGACAGUCUUGUACUACAACUGCGCUUUAUACAAAAUACGAUGCUCAGAAACUUGUGGAAAUCAUUGGAAGUAAACAAGCUGCUCAUAUGUUGAGUUCAGAGAAAACUGUCAACAUGAUCUCCAUGUCAUGACAAAAUAGUAACACACACAAAAACCCACACUAUUUUUAUACUAUAAAAUAAAAAACAACAUCCAAUUCUAUUCUGAUUGUACAGCAUUCAAAUAAUUUAUAUUUAUCAUAUACAUAUGUAUGGUUAUUUCAUGAAAGUAAAAAUUAUUUUAAAAUAUAACUGUUUGGUUGUAUUUUUACAUCAGUAUAUGGAUAUAAGCAAUCCACUUCUAUAAAAUACUUCCAACUCCUCACAUGUGGUUCCAUCAGAAAUCUCAGGAGAAUGGGCAAAGAAACUGGCACUUAAACCAGUAAGCAUCUGGCAGGAGGUGCUCAUCAGCUUUGGCUUGCUACCCACUUAGGAGAAGGAUAAACUCUGAACCAAACCUUUGUGGAUUUGUCUUGCAAAAGGUUUCAUGAGUCACUCAAGAAAAAAAUCAGGAGCUGGCUAUCAUUAAGCAGCUUGCAUUACACAGAGCUAUAUCUAGUGCCGCUGAUCCCAAAAUUUAAUGGCUACCUACUUCAGCUGCAAGCAAGGGGGGUAAUUGCUGUGUGGGGGACAUUAAAACCAUAGCUAAUGCCCAAGCUUAAAUCUCAUUUUCAGAUAUGAACAUUAGUUGUUCCAGGACUUGAGGGGAUAACAAAGUAUUGAAUUGUGGAGAAUCUGACAUUUAAUUUUUCUCAGUAUAAGACUCAACUUUUUGUUUUUUCUUUAAACUUUUGAAUAAAUGCAUCCUUUUUUUCUUGACUGA
Molecule: messenger RNA, 3282 nt
Organism: Biomphalaria glabrata
Lineage: Eukaryota; Metazoa; Mollusca; Gastropoda; Planorbidae
Product: U3 small nucleolar RNA-associated protein 25 homolog
Exons: 21
Coding region: 36-2552 (838 amino acids)
Biological process (GO): maturation of SSU-rRNA from tricistronic rRNA transcript (SSU-rRNA, 5.8S rRNA, LSU-rRNA)
Cellular component (GO): nucleolus; small-subunit processome
Molecular function (GO): U3 snoRNA binding; rRNA binding
Source: RefSeq, a predicted model, not a curated record